Molecule: messenger RNA, 480 nt
Organism: Eruca vesicaria subsp. sativa (arugula)
Lineage: Eukaryota; Viridiplantae; Streptophyta; Magnoliopsida; Brassicales; Brassicaceae
Source: the annotation of a GenBank genome assembly
AUGAGAGGAGCUUAUAUAGUUGGGUUUGUAUGGCAGGCUGAGCUACGACCGAGUGUGUUUGAGGCAACUGAAGAAGAGGAUCGAUUGAUUGAGAACAACGAGGGUCUGCUUUCAGCUUUGUUGGGAAGCUGUAAUGAUCGUGCUAGGCAGCUUCAUGCUCUGCCUCAGAUUUGCUCUGGGAAUAUAACGAUACUUGGAGCGGUUGCGAAUAUGAUCCUAAACCUUACUUUUUACCGAUCUGCAUUGUGCAUGAACACCUAUGCACAUCAAAAGGACUCUUGGAAAUCUGAAUUAAACGACUUUAGCAGCAACCAUGGCUAUGAGCUCAACAGAAAUGGAGAUAGUGGACCGCUUCUUCUCGAUGUUCUUGAAGGAUUCUUAAAGUUUGAGAGCCUGACACAGACCAUGGGUGGUAACUCAAGGAGCGAGUCAGAAAUUGAUUCAUCAUCAAGCCUUGACUCUAGGAAUCCUCCUCACUGA